AUGGUAACCAAUCUCAGACGUAUGACCCAAAAAGGGGAGCAACCCAAGGCAUAUUUGCGAGUCCCUGGAUAUGAUGUACACGAGACCAAGGCUUUUUUCCCUAGGGAUGCCACGGGGAGGGUCAAUGUGAAUGGCUCUUGGACCGUUGAAGACCCAUUGCGCGAAUUGGCAGAGUCUUCUGACGUGCCGGAGAGAUGUUUGAUACCACGAUUUCCUGAUGAUCCCAAAGGGCGAUUCGUUGAUUCGCUGGACGAGGAGAUACCGGAAGAAAGGCCAACAGAUUCUCAGGCAGAAUCUCAAGAUACCACAAAGCUGGCCCACAGCGGGAAAUGGAGAAGCAUCGGGUCUUUGGAUCAAUUCUGGGAGGCGAUGUCCUUCAGGCAGGAAUGCUCAUCCGGUCGGCUUGUAGGCUUCCUCUGGGCUGUGUUCAUACCUAAUAGGUGGUCACAUGAUGAUACUAAAGUUGAGACUGCCCCUGAGACGACAGCUCCAGGUUCUCCCAACGGCGAGCCAAGCGCAUCGAUACCUACCCAACCACUGUCGCAGGUUCUAUCGGAGUCUUCGAUCCCUCCGCCAAACGAUGAACCAAAUUUCGAUGGCCUUGCACAAAGGUCUGAAGUUACUGGUAAUUACUAUUGGCCAAAGACAAGUCGGGGCGAGGCCGUGCUCCAACAACAAGAGUAUGAUGAGGUGUUUAAGUUCCUCCUGGAUCUAGACUAUGGCAAUAAGGAGAAGGCGAAAGCUUCAACCAGCAAGUGGAUGGGUGAGAUCGCUCACAGAGCCGAUUUGUUAACCUGGGGUAGAGUAAUAUCUGGCGAGCGACCAAUAGCCCCAAAUUUACCGCAAGCUGCCACAGGCGAACAGGUGACGAACCUACUCAGUGCAGGACUCGUCCGCAAAAAGAAGAGGAUUGCAGAUGAUGACGUUCUGAUGGCUGUGACCAAAAAGCCAAAGACACAGUGA
This is a messenger RNA of Bacidia gigantensis, 963 nucleotides long. RefSeq lists its product as uncharacterized. Gene Ontology annotation, biological process: DNA damage response. The coding region runs from base 1 to 963 and encodes 320 amino acids. Lineage: Eukaryota; Fungi; Ascomycota; Lecanoromycetes; Lecanorales; Ramalinaceae. Gene Ontology annotation, molecular function: histone H3K56 acetyltransferase activity. Gene Ontology annotation, cellular component: nucleus. The record is from RefSeq and is a predicted model, not a curated record. The transcript has a single exon.